AUGUGUAGUCAAGAAGAAGACGAAGAUUGUUCUUGUGUAUUCAAUUCAAUCAUUAAAAAGAAUGAAAGACUAUCCUAUUGUAUUAAAUGUCAAUCACAAUCAUCUGUAUUAAUAAGAAAAGAUGAUCCAUCUUUAUGCAAAUCAUGUUUUAUUCAUCAUUGUUUACAUAAAAUCAAUAUGAUAUUUGGAAAAUAUAAACUAACAACUACUCAAAUGAAUAAUAGUAGUAAUAAUAAUAAUAAUAAUAUGGCUAUAGCAUAUUCUGGUGGUCAAAAUUCAUCUACUUUAUUAAACUUAAUCAUACAAAUAAUGUAA
Molecule: messenger RNA, 315 nt
Organism: Schistosoma mattheei
Lineage: Eukaryota; Metazoa; Platyhelminthes; Trematoda; Strigeidida; Schistosomatidae
Source: the annotation of a GenBank genome assembly